Aspergillus versicolor CBS 583.65 is the source of this 795-nucleotide messenger RNA. Its product is annotated as RidA family protein. NCBI's taxonomy places the organism in Eukaryota, Fungi, Ascomycota, Eurotiomycetes, Eurotiales, Aspergillaceae. The transcript has a single exon. The record is from RefSeq and is a predicted model, not a curated record. Gene Ontology annotation, cellular component: mitochondrion; cytosol. The coding region runs from base 231 to 686 and encodes 151 amino acids. Gene Ontology annotation, molecular function: deaminase activity.
CUCCAACACAGGCAAUAGGUAAGGUAAUAACUAAUACUACUACCAGGUGAAGACCAUUCUUCAGAAAUAAAUCAAGCAGAGUAAAUCCAACAGAAUAAAUCAACGUCAUGUCUUAUACUGACAUCGGCAUUGCCGCGUCGGACAGUCCGAAACAACCACAAAUAAAUCCCUGAAGGAUACAGCUGUAUACACUCCAACAUCUCAAACAUCAAAUAUCAAUUGCCAGCAGAAUGUCUCCAAACGGCCAGUCCUUCCUCCUCGACCCCGAGAAACGCACAGGCCCAACCCGGUUCUCCCACGCCCGCGUCGUGCAGCCCUCCACACACCACACAAUCUACGUCUCCGGAAUCGCCGCAAUCAGCCCUGAUGGAAGCUACGAAGGGGUGGUUGAAAACCCCGACGGCACAUUUACAGUCGAUGUGCGGCAGCAGACAGCUGCUAUCCUGCGCAGGGUCGACAGCAUCAUCCAGGGCGCUUCCGGAGGGAAGGCCAAUCUCUACAAUAUUGUCGACACCACCGUCUACAUCUUGGAUAUGAAGACUCAGUAUGCGGGCAUGAACGAGGAGUGGAAUAAGAUCUGGUCGGAUAGAGAGAGUGCGCCUGCUCGUGCAACGAUUGGGGUGAGAGAACUGCCUGAUCCGCGCUUUGCGGUUGAGAUUAAGGCGACGGCGGUCUUUGAGAGUUAGGGCUGUCGGACUGUCCGACGACAUGUAAUACUUAAGCUUAUCUUAACAACCAGUCACUGAAGUAGUGUUAUAUUGGUUUCUAGAGCUAUUGUUAAGUUUUACUAUGCCU